Lacerta agilis (Sand lizard) is the source of this 1218-nucleotide messenger RNA. RefSeq names its product coiled-coil domain containing 152 (gene CCDC152). NCBI's taxonomy places the organism in Eukaryota, Metazoa, Chordata, Lepidosauria, Squamata, Lacertidae. The record is from RefSeq and is a predicted model, not a curated record.
GCAGCAAAUGCAAUCCUGUAAAUGUUUGCUCAGAAGUUUUUGCUAACUGUUGUUGUUUUCUUCUCUUUAAAUACACUGUAUAUUACACAGGAAGCAGCUGGGUAAUUGUGCAGCUAUCCAGUCAUGAAGAAAGCCAGUGUGAUUAAUCUUGAUGCACUUUUAGAGGGCUUUUUACAUAUAGAAAAGAAAAUAUCAGGGCUACAUGGAAAAAAUUAUAUUCUGAAUCUUCAGUUAGAUGAAACAAACAGGUUACUGACAGCAAGCCAAAUGAAGGAAGAGUCAGCUAAAGAAGAAUGUGCUACACUCCAAAAUGUGAUUAAAGGUCUCCAACAAACUAUAGAAAACCAGUAUAAUUUGAGAGAUGAAAGUGAGAGACUGAACACAGUUCAUAAUUUAGAAGAGAAACUAAAAUCCCAUGAACAAGAACAUAAAAAUAUGGUUGAUAGACACAUGAGAGUUGAAAAGAAGGAGGAGGAACACAAGCUUGAACAAAAGAAGCUGCACUAUGACGUGAAUAAAAAAUUUGAAGCCAUGGAGAAAGAGCACAAACUACUAAUAGAGAAAAAAGAUAUGGAGAUUUUAGAAUUAACUGAACAACUCAGAGCACAAGAAAAAGAAAAACAGGAUGAGAUAAUCAAAUUGCAAAUAGAGUUCAAUGCUGAAUUGGUAAGCUUCAGACCAAAAAUGCCCAAGUCCUAUCCAAAUCCCCCUUCACUGCCUCAAAACAUUUACAGAAGGAAGCUUCAGCAUCUUCAAGAAGAGAAGAAUAAGGAAAUUGAAGUUCUCCGCAAUACCAUAAGAAACUGGGAACAGAGGCUUGGCAAAGGUGAAGGUUUCCAUUUCAAAUGUUGACAGUUUGAGAAUUACAUGAAAACACAAGUGGCUGUUAGGAAGUGUAACUGACAAGUGUCACACAAGGUUAAUUGCUUCUUUUGGUUUAUUAAAAGUUCUCUUAUCCAUCGUCAACAAACAUGCUUUCCAGUUAUAUUCUUAACUACUUCAUGCUUAACAAGUGUUCACCAUAAAAAAAAUUCAAGUUUGCAGGGCAGUGACUUUCCCUAUGAAACCAUCAUGAACUACAGCAAGCACCAUCUAAGCAGUUUCUGUGUUGAACAUUUUCUUUCGUGCCUAAAUCCUCCACACACAAACACUAAAAAAUUCAUUUCAGAAAGACAAGGUGUUAACAAUGAGACAUACUAUUUAGCUAAAGAGAAACAU